Molecule: messenger RNA, 2409 nt
Organism: Nymphalis io (European peacock)
Lineage: Eukaryota; Metazoa; Arthropoda; Insecta; Lepidoptera; Nymphalidae
Exons: 4
Coding region: 1-2409 (802 amino acids)
Source: RefSeq, a predicted model, not a curated record
AUGCGCCUUCGGGUAUCAGCGAUAAGCUUCGUAAGAAAUGCGCCCGGUCGCGCCAGUCCUCCCAAACAAACAGGAGACACGAAAAAUCGACCAAAAUUAUCACAAAAUAUUUUCUACAAAUAUGUGACACUUUCUACAGAUGUACCUGUGGGUGACAUUGAUUAUCCUGCUAAUAGUGUAAAUUUUGAUGUGAAUGCUUUAAGUUUCCCUGGACCUCAAGUGUAUGUUGUUACUCCAUCGUCACGAUCAGUACGAAAAGAUGAAAAUAAAAUAGCACCGUUCUACUAUCACAAAUGGAUGAGAAGAAUGGACUCAGAUCAGAACGUUACCACUCCUACGACACCGGCACCAACAGUGAAGACACCUGAUUUGAUAUUUGCGGAAUUUGAAUCUGAUGGGAGUAAGCAAAAAUCAAUAAGAAAAUUAUUAGAAAAAGAGAAAAUAGCAAAAACGACAACAAUGAGCCCUAUUUACGUUCCUGACAAUGAAGAAAACAAAGUUACGCGUGUGGUAAAUUAUGGUUUACCAGUAAAUCUAAAUAAUCAAGAUACUGCAAGCAAGGACGAUUCUGCUGAAAAAUCAACUUAUCCUUUUAUGUUCGAUAACGAUUAUUAUAAUAAUGUGCAAGAGCCUGUAUAUUUACCUUCGACAACGCAAUCAACGACCAAAGCUACGACGACGACCACUAAAGAUACACCUACCAAUAUAGAAAAUAUAUGGCAUAUAAUUGAUGAUGAAAAGCUAAAUCAGUAUUCUGGAAAAUGGCAAGAAGUAGAAGUUAACGCAAAAGGUGAAAAUGUAAAGAAUAGUGAUGGAAAUAAUGAAUAUACAUAUGAUAACCAGAGACAAUUCGAAGAUGAGGAACAUCGUCAACAUAACGAAGACGAAAGUGAUGAAGUAAAGAUAGACGAAAAUUUUUCUUUACCGGGGUUUGCUACAAAUUCAGGUAGUGGAGCCGAAAAUGAAUCAAGAGCUAUACGUACUGAACCUAACAUAAGAUUUCCAUAUGUCAAUCUUAAACCAUUCCAAAUGAAAUCAUUAAAAAAGCCGUCUCAUAACAAUUUAUCGAACAACAAGAAAAAUGGUAAUUUAUUAACCAACUUGGAUAAUUUUUCUGACUUAAAACAUCCAGUGAGAGGAGAAGCUCAAGAUAUUAGUCCUGUCGGUCCACUUAUUGACCGUUACAAUCCAGCACAGCCAUAUUUACCACAACCUAAUUAUGGUAGUAAAUUGUCUAAGCAAUCUAGUCCCGUUUAUGCUCCACCAAAGGCCACUGCUAAUUUAGUUCCUCCACCACCCCCUCCUUCAAAAGCUAGUGAUGACGAUUUCCCUGCUCCAGUUAGCUAUGAUUCGUUUCCUCCUUAUGCACCAUCCGAUCCAAGCUAUAACCAAGCAGGAUCACCACCGUCUUUACACACACCAUCGGUUUCUGUUAAUUCACAUUUUUUAAAUACUCCUGAUAACUCAAUGAUAUCUGAUUCGAGUGACAGUGACGAUAUGCCAAUGAUGGACUUAGGAUACCGUUAUAAGCCGCCAUCGGAUAAAGAAAAUAGCGAUGAUAGUCCAACGUCAAAUAUGGGUUAUGAAUACAAACCACCUUCACCACCUAUGCCACAAUUCUUUCCAACAGUUCCACCAGAACCGAAACCUUUCGCAGGCUAUUCCUAUAAUAAACCUAGUCUGAUUGCUGAUAUUGCCCCAGUGGCUGUAGCUGAUAAGCCUGAAGUACAAGGGUAUCAUUAUAGCAAGCCAGAACCAUCCAAACCAACGUCUGACUAUGUGCCACAAAGCUACGAUUCACAUCCUACUUAUAGUCAUGAUGAUUUGCCACCUCAUGGUCACAAUUCUGACUAUCCUGAGUUUAUAUUCCAAAAGCCACAUGAUGAUACGAAAGGAGGUAAGGAUAUGAAGGUUCAUGAUAUAGGAAUGAUGCCACCUUCACCACCAUCUGAUAUGAAGCCAGAUAUGUAUGGACCUCCGAUAAAUGAUCACGGUUUUCCAGUUGACUUUCCAACAGAUUUUAAAUUUCAUCAUGACUUUGACGAUCACGACCAUGACCAUGAUCAUUAUCAUUAUCAUCAUCCUACAACAACAUCAACCACCGAAACGCCCCGUGUUAAUAGAUUCAGUUACUAUUAUUUGGGAAAGAAAUUAUACUACCUACCGUUGUACUUUAGUGUUUACUUUAUAAUAUACGUCGGAGCUUUGAUAAUUAAGGCCGUACUGCGUCACAAGAUCGUUUAUCCUAAUAGUUGGAGACCAAACACUACGACAGCAACUUUCUUUUCAAAAAGAUCCGUUGAUGAGUUUAUGUCACACGAAAACUUGCACGAACUUACGAGGAAAGUUACUCACGCAAUUGCAACGGCUGCAGAGAAAUACAUGAGUAGUAAAAAUAGAAAUGUAUAA